GACGAAAAGUAAUUGUGCGUGUUUCAAGAGCAUUAAACAAUGACAUGGCAGACAAAUUAAGUGUUAUAAAUCAAGCAUCGGACAAGUUCCUAACAACGCGGCACCGGAGCACGCGCCAUGCUCAAGUUGAUUUGGAAGCACGAGCAGAUAACAAUCAGCUAGUUCACGAAAGUGCACCCGGCCGAAUAGCAGUUAUUGUUGCUGAUAGUACUAGAGGCAGUCGACCAACGUUGACGGUGCAAGUAACAAACACGGGUCUCUUCGUGGCGCGAUUUAGAGUACAAAUACGAGAUUGUGAUUCGGAUCCAGUGAAGCUCUCAGAAGAGCAGGAAGAGGACAUUACCUCCGAGGCUGUGUCUUUGCCACCACGUCACACGCGGCGCCUGCAGCUGCGCCUGCCAGCGUUCUCUCCCGGCGAGAAUCCCGAACUCCAGCACUGCACUGUUUACCUCUUAAAUGAGGACGGCGAGUCGGUCGCAGUUCGGGAUGCGCUCAUAAAGAAAAGCGAUCACUGCUACUGCGUGUGGCAUUGCGACUGCAUCUGUUACGGCGACAACCCCCGGCUGCCGUGCCGGGAGAUGUCUGCGGCGAGGCAAGACGCCGCGGGCUUGCCGGCACGGCGCGGCGCCCGCUUCACUCGCUCUUGCCACUAUGUUGAUGUGACAACGAUUAACAUUGCGGUCGUUAUUAUUGGUGUUAUUGGGAUGUUACUCUUUCUCGGCGUGUUGAAAGGUCUGUUGGGGUUGGUAUGGCCGCGAGCUGGCCUGUGGGGCCUGGACUGGGUCCUCGAGGAGCCGAGACCUAUCGACCGCUAUCGCGAGCGCUGCCUGCGAGCUCGCCAGGUCGUGUACGACAGCAAGGGCUGGCCGGUGCAUCCGGACACGGGCAAGAGGACAGUCAGAGUGGUCAGCUUACCGGUGGAGUUUAUUUUGAAUGUUGUAUUUUUUAUGGUGAUCCCUGGGUUGGUAGCAGUAGACACAUUAAAGCAUUUAAGGAAAGGCAAGUCAUGCCACGCUUGUGUAGCCGUUGACAAAAACAAUGCAAAUAUGCCCAAACGAUCGAAAGAAACAUUAAUCCGCCGUCACCAAUCGCAGGUAUUUUGA
Cydia splendana is the source of this 1103-nucleotide messenger RNA. RefSeq lists its product as uncharacterized. The record is from RefSeq and is a predicted model, not a curated record. The transcript has 7 exons. Bases 45 to 1103 code for a protein of 352 amino acids. NCBI's taxonomy places the organism in Eukaryota, Metazoa, Arthropoda, Insecta, Lepidoptera, Tortricidae.